Molecule: messenger RNA, 1323 nt
Organism: Penicillium verhagenii
Lineage: Eukaryota; Fungi; Ascomycota; Eurotiomycetes; Eurotiales; Aspergillaceae
Product: arginyltransferase
Exons: 9
Coding region: 1-1323 (440 amino acids)
Biological process (GO): protein arginylation
Cellular component (GO): cytoplasm
Molecular function (GO): arginyl-tRNA--protein transferase activity
Source: RefSeq, a predicted model, not a curated record
AUGGAGCCCGUUGACGCCGAACGCGCGCGACAGCUGUCGCUCUUUCGGCCCUUAGGCUAUCAACGAAACUCUUGUGGCUACUGUAAAUCAAGUGAUGGAAGCGCAUCAUAUUACACCAGCUCUGUAGCCGUGCGGCCUGAGCACUAUGGGGAACUUAUUGAUCGAGGAUGGAGACGAUCGGGAACCCUUUACUACAAACAGAACCUCCAGCGAUCCUGUUGUCCUCACUACACCUUGAGACUGGAAGCAUCUGAUUUCCGCCCCCGCCGUGAUCAGCGCAAGGCGAUCAACCGUUGGAACAAAUUCAUCUUGGGGCCAGAGUAUAUGCGCAAGAUCGCCAAUCUGUGCCCCCGUUCUCGAGAGGAGAAGAAACAUCGCAAGUGUAACUUUGAUUUGCUCUCCGCGGUCCACGAGGCCGAAUACAGCAACUUAAAGCGGCCCAUUGACCCUGCCACAAAACGGGCGCUAGAGCCCGCCCAUCGUUUUGAGGUCAACAUCGAGGGCGACUCGGUUUCUCAGGCAAAAUUCGAUCUGUUCCUCAAGUACCAGACGACGGUCCAUCGUGAAGAUGUCUCUCGCUGGAAAACGAAAGAUUUCAAGAACUUCCUGUGUGCGGGAAUCAAACGAUCGCCUGCUACCGUCACCAAAAGUAAUGAAUCGGAAAAGAAACUCGGCUCGUGGCAUCAGUGUUAUCGCUUGGAUGGAAAGUUGAUUGCCGUUGCGGUGCUGGACCUUGUUCCGAGCGGCGUGAGCUCAGUCUAUGUCUUCUAUGACCCCGAAUACGAGCAGUGGGAAUUUGGAAAACUGAGCGCUCUGCGGGAAAUCGCCUUUUCAAUCGAGCAUAACUACCCCUACUAUUACAUGGGGUACUAUAUCCACACUUGCCAGAAGAUGCGAUACAAGGGAAAUUAUCGCCCACAGUAUAUUCUUGAUCCGGAGUCCUACGCUUGGGAUCCAUUGGACGGUGAACUGACCGAAAAGCUGGACAAGCGUCCUUAUGUUUCUCUUUCGCGAGACCGGUCCACCGAUACCAUCGACGACGCAAAGUCUACCCCUUCGACGGAUCCCGACGUCAGCGAAGAAGACCUUUCCCUUUUCGCUCUAAAUAUGCCAGGCGUCCUCACUCUGGCCGAAACAAAAGCGCUGAAGCUGGAAAACUGGUAUCUCCUAUACCAUGGGACAUUUGUGCAGAUGAGUGACCUUGUCGGCUGGGAGGACAUGCCCAUGGAUAGCCCCCAAUCGCUGAGGGGGAUCAUCUCCGAAUUGGCAGCGGCUCUGGGCCCGUCCAUCGUAAAAAACAGCGCAGUGGUGCUAUUCGACUAA